This is a messenger RNA of Nerophis ophidion (straightnose pipefish), 2354 nucleotides long. It is a transcript of the gene nap1l4a, whose product is annotated as nucleosome assembly protein 1-like 4a. NCBI's taxonomy places the organism in Eukaryota, Metazoa, Chordata, Actinopteri, Syngnathiformes, Syngnathidae. The record is from RefSeq and is a predicted model, not a curated record. Gene Ontology annotation, biological process: nucleosome assembly. The coding region runs from base 47 to 1195 and encodes 382 amino acids. Gene Ontology annotation, cellular component: chromatin; nucleus. Gene Ontology annotation, molecular function: chromatin binding; histone binding. The transcript is spliced from 15 exons.
CGACAGAGGGCAGUAGUACACCGGUGUGACAUCGGCCCUGAAGUCCAUGAAGAAGAACAAGGGACGCUCGAGGGCAGCCACUUCUUCGUGUGUUUACCGCCUAACAAAACGAGGAAGGAGCUCUACAGAAAUGGACCCCAAAUCAGGUAAAGCGGAGUCGGGGUUGCAAAAUCCCGCCGGGCAGAUGGACAAACCAAACUUCCAGACUUUGGAAAGCAUGCUUCCCAAAGCAGUCAAGAGGCGAGUACAUGCCUUGAAAAGGCUUCAGGUGCAGUAUGCCAACAUUGAAGCCAAAUUUUAUGAGGAGAUCCAUGAACUGGAGAGGAAGUAUGCUGCCCUUUAUCUUCCACUUUAUGACAAGCGUCAAGAAUUCGUCACUGGCACAGUGGAGCCAACAGAAGAGGAGUGUGAAUGGCACAGUGACAAAGAUGAGGAAGCCGAGAUUUCUGAGGAAAUAAAGGAAAAAAUUGCAAUUGAUGCCACUAAGAAGGAGGAUGCUGCACCAGUGGAAGACCCGAAGGGCAUCCCAGAAUUCUGGCUCACCAUAUUCAAGAGUGUAGACAUGCUUAGCGACAUGAUCCAAGAACACGAUGAGCCCAUCCUCAAGCACCUGAGAGAUAUUAAAGUCAAGUUUUCUGAGCCAGGACAGCCUAUGAGUUUUACAUUAGAGUUCCACUUUGAGUCCAAUGGCUACUUCAACAAUGCAGUCCUCACUAAAGUCUACAAAAUGAAGAACGAGCCUGACUCUUCAGAUCCUUUCUCUUUUGAAGGCCCAGAGAUUAUUGACUGUGAGGGGUGUCAGAUAGAUUGGCACAAGGGGAAGGAUGUGACAGUAAAAACUAUAAAGAAAAAACAGAAGCACAAAGGCCGCGGUACUGUCCGUACAGUCACUAAACAAGUUCCCAACGAUUCUUUUUUCAACUUCUUCAACCCUGUCAAAGCAUUGCCCGAAGGUGAAAUGGACGAAGACUCUGAGAUCACCCUCAACACUGACUUUGAAAUUGGCCACUUCUUCCGUGAGAGAAUAGUUCCCAGAGCAGUGCUGUAUUUUACUGGAGAGGCACUGGAAGACGAUGACAGUUUUGAUGAAGAGCUUGAAGAAGGCGAUGAGGAGCAAGAUGGUGAAGGUGAUGACUACAGUGAUGACGACGACGAUGAUGACGACGACGAGGAAGACUUUGACCCUCGGGCGUAAUCAAUCAUUCUCACCCCAUGCAUUUCUAGAAAGGACAGCCCCACCCUGCCGAAUGCAAGCAGCAGUAGCCGCGACGACCAGUGGACAUGGAAAACCUGCUGUCCAGUCAGUCCUUUCUUCUACGAACUCAUUUGAACGCAAUAGGAUGCACCCCAAACUGCGUUUUUUUUAUUACGUGCAUGACUUUAGUUUUUUCUGUGAUCCCCCUUGUUGCCCCUCCUUGAACCUCCAAGUAGAGGUGACCAGGCCACACAGUUUGCUGUCUUUGGUAAGGUGGAGUUGGUGCAUUACUGCCAGGAACCUCAGCACGUCAUAGGAAUAACAAAAUCCAAACUUUAGUUGCCAUGGAAACAAAUCUGUUACUCAGGGUUUUUUCUCAUCAACACAAGAAUUGACUCGACCAGGAAAGUGACUGAUGGGAGUUAUAGUUUAUCACUUUAAUUUACACUUGUUGUCAUUCUCAUGCCAUGCUGGUCAUGUAUUUAUGCUGGUGUGAUAUGCGAUGCAGUUUUGGAAGUCUCACGGCCUCUCGGGGGGGAGGGAACUGUUCCGUUCUGGUUUGAACCGUUAAGGGAUGCUCUUCAACACUUUUAAUGGCGCUUAAACAAGCAUUUAUAUACGAGCACUUGAAUGGACAAAAAUGUCACACGGAAGCUUUUUCAGCGUCCUCCAACGUCCUGAUUUUCCUGGUUAUGUUGAAUAUUUCGCCGCAUUGAUGAGGAUGUUCACGAACUGUCCGAACUAUGACCCUUUAGCUGUGAUGUCACUUAUAUGAAUGGUGACAGCAGGCAGCUUGUUUGGAUCUCGACAAAGCCAAAUUGAUUGUUUGCCAAUACUGCUCACACGUUCAAACAUGUUUGUUAUUGUGUGUUUAAUUGAAAACACAUUGCCAAUGCAUUUUGUACCACCAUUUUUAGAUUUUGCGUUUGGUCGUACUGCCAACAUUAGGUCAGCUAAGUAGUAAACUAACCCGACCCGCUUUACUCAUGGUCUUUAGUAUCUGGUUGCAAGGAUUUGAGCCGGGCGUGGGAUCCUGUAACGUACCACAUGGCGUCCUGUGCUACAAAUGGCCUUACCGGUUUAUUCACAAUUAACUUGGGUAAUUAUUUUCAAUUUGUACAGAUUUCAAAUAUUCUAUUAAAGUUGUGCACCAUUAAAA